AUGUUCGAACCAAUCCGUGGAGGCACCAGAGGCGGACAAGGAGAUUUUAAAUGGACAGAUGUAUCUGCGGAUAAAGAUAGAGAGAACUACCUCGGCCACAGCAUCAACGCUCCCACCGGGCGAUGGCAGAAGAACAAAGACGUGCACUGGUACUCCAGGGACCUCAAAGACUCCGAAGCCGAACGCCUCGAAGAAAUCCGCAAAAUCAAGGAAGCGGAAGCGGAUGCGUUGGCUGUUGCUUUGUAUGUUGGUUUUCUGUUUCGUUUUUGUCUUUGUCGAGUUUGGGUUUUUGUUUUUGGAUACUUCUGGUAUUUACAUAUCACACGACUCGCUUCUUAUCAUUAUUCUAUUCUCAUCUCUCACCCCUACACACUCACUAACUCUUUCCCCUCAUCUCCUCCUACCCCACAGAGGAUUCACACCAGACCCCCGCUCCUCUUCUAA
Molecule: messenger RNA, 444 nt
Organism: Lentinula edodes (shiitake mushroom)
Lineage: Eukaryota; Fungi; Basidiomycota; Agaricomycetes; Agaricales; Omphalotaceae
Product: kinase phosphorylation protein-domain-containing protein
Exons: 2
Coding region: 1-444 (147 amino acids)
Source: RefSeq, a predicted model, not a curated record